Messenger RNA from Dufourea novaeangliae, 984 nucleotides. RefSeq names its product F-box only protein 44-like. Gene Ontology annotation, molecular function: protein binding; ubiquitin protein ligase activity. The coding region runs from base 97 to 984 and encodes 295 amino acids. Gene Ontology annotation, cellular component: cytoplasm; SCF ubiquitin ligase complex. Gene Ontology annotation, biological process: glycoprotein catabolic process; SCF-dependent proteasomal ubiquitin-dependent protein catabolic process. The transcript has 3 exons. The record is from RefSeq and is a predicted model, not a curated record. NCBI's taxonomy places the organism in Eukaryota, Metazoa, Arthropoda, Insecta, Hymenoptera, Halictidae.
AAUUGUGAAUAGAAGACGAAAAAUACUUUUGGAGAUAACAAUAUUUAUUUUAAAUCGCGUGUCAAUUCAGUGUGACGUACUCGUUCAUAGAUAGAAAUGGGACAAUUUCAUGACAGUAAAAUGAGUACACGCAUAGAGUUCGAUGAAGAAAGUGACAAUGGACUGGUUCUUGCCGAUAAAUAUUUACCCGGAGAAUUGUUGACGCAAAUAUUUAUUUACGUUGAUUAUAAAUCUCUAUUAAAUUGUCAAUUAGUGUGUAAACGUUGGGAAAUUUUAAUUCGAAGUUAUGUUUGGCGCAAGAAGGCCGAACUUUCCCUUGGUCGAUCACUUUUAUUAAGUAAAGAUGUACCUUGGCAAGUGUAUUACUUCAUAUGUAAAAAAAAACCUUUUGAAAGAAAUUUGUUAAAAAAUAACUGUGGAGAACAUGGAAUACAAACGCAUUGGAAAAUUUUAGAAGAUGGUGGUGAUCGGUGGACAGUAGAGAAUCCUCCACAAGGUGUUCCACCCUUACCAAGCAGUGAACCCAUUUUUGAGGGUAAGAAAUCCUGUUUUGUUACUUCCUAUCAUCAGUGCCUUAAAGCACAAGAGAUUGAUCUGGAACACGAAGGUCUGACACCAUAUGUUUUGGAUAAUUUACAACCUCCAAUAGUGGUGAGUGAGUGGUACAGUUGUAGAUGGGAUUGUCCAGCUAUUUAUGAAUGUGGAGCAAGCUUAAUAAAUCAAAAUGAUCAGAUCUUGGAUUCUUUUCAAUUUCAUGAUAGAAUUGACGGAGAAAAACAAAAUCAGUGGCAUUAUAUAUCAAAGGAGUUUUCAAACUAUGGACCUGGUCUCAGGAAGAUUUCAUUUUAUCAUGGAGGUAUAGAUCGAUUAUUUUGGGCUGGCCAUUAUGGGAGUAAAAUGACUGGUGCCUGUGUGUAUAUAAAAAUUCCUACCCUACAAAAGUAUGAUGAUGAUGAAAAUAAUAUGUUAUCAUAUAUGGAUUAA